UGGCGAGUUAACGGGAGGAUACAGUUCCAUCUCGGUGAGCAGGCUGAUACCGAUGCGCGGAGAAAGACCUGAAAAGAACGACGAGCACGAGGACGUAUUCUACUAUAUUGCAGCAAAUUUUUUUUCUUGCUCCUAUCCAACUACAAAUUGCUGAAAUAAGAGGAGAACGAUUAAGAAGAAGAUAUAGAAGAAGAAAAAGAAGAUAAUAGCGCCAUUUAUUGGUGGCGCUCAAAUGUGCCUCAUUUGAUAAAGAAAGAUAGAAAGAGAGCGAGAGAGAGAGAGAGAGAGAGAGAGAGAGAGAGAGAGAGAGAGGAAAAGAGCGUUCGCGAGAAGGAGAGAGAAUCAAGUGAAAGAGGAAGAGAAAGAUUUUAACACAAGAGAGACAAUCGGGCUUCCCCCAUAUUUUCCUCUCAAUAUAAAUAUAUGUGUGUGUAUAUGUAUAUAUAUAUAUAUUUCAGCUGCGUAGAAAACUAGUUGAAAGAAACAAUUUUGUUUCUAUGCUCGAAAGAGCACAUUGUGAGAUCCACUCGUGAAAGAAAAAGUAAAAACGACGAAAAUAUCUACAAUAAGUGAAAGUAUACAGGAGUUUAUAUACGGUGUCAUAAAAUUGUAUGCAGAUAUAGAAUCGACAGAUCGUUCUUUUAAUAACAAAACAAAGAAAAAGAGAGAGAGAGAGAAGAUAGACAUUUUUGAAAGAGUAUUAAUCAUAUCAACGUGAUGGGUACCCUGCAACAACAAUCAAUUUUAAAAGGUCGCCAAGUGAACGGGAACGAAGAGGUGGAAUUACUUCACAAAUUGUUCAGCGAGACAGCACGUAGACAUGUCGAUAAUAUUGCAAUCAUUUUCGAAGAUGCUAACGGCGAGGUACGGGAAAUGACCUACAAAAAGUUAGAUAAAUUAACGAAUCGAUUAGCAAGAGCAUUAGGAAAAUAUUCCGAGAAAGUUAGAAUUGAUGGUCAACCUUUGGUAGCCGUUUGUAUGAGACCAACCGAAAGAUUACCAAUAAUUUUAUUAUCGAUAUUGAAAGCUGGCAUGGCUUAUUUACCUUUGGACCCUGAAUUCCCAUCGACGAGGUUGAAACACAUCUUGCAGGAGGCUGAACCAAUGGUGGUGAUCCUCGAGAAAGAAGCGGAUAUUUCGCUAUAUGCCGGGACGAUAACGAAAACUUAUGAACAACUAUUGGACGAAGCUCGAAUGGAAAGCGACGACAUUUUGGAAUAUGAAGAGAAUUCAAAACAAUUGGCUAUCGUACUCUAUACUUCCGGUAGUACAGGAAUUCCAAAAGGUGUCCUGAUACGCCACUCGACUAUCUUGAAUCGAUUGAACUGGCAAUGGCGAGAAUUACCUUAUUGGACGGAAGAGAAUCGUUGCAUCUUCAAAACGGCUUUAACGUUCGUCGACAGUGUACCAGAAAUUUGGGGUCCUUUGUUACAAGGUCGUACAUUGGUCAUUGUUCCCAGGGAAGUAACGAAAAAUCCUGAAAAAUUCGUACAAUCUUUGGAAAAGCACAAGAUUCAACGACUGGUCUUGGUGCCAUCUCUCCUACAAUCUAUGCUGAUGUAUCUUAAAUUACAGAAUAAGCAAAACUCAUUGCCUUCUUUGAAACUUUGGAUUUGUUCCGGUGAGACAUUGUCGAUUUCCUUAGCAGACCAGUUCUUCGUAACCUUUCAUGAUGAUAAUAGAAUGUUGGCAAAUUUUUAUGGAAGCACUGAGAUCAUGGGGGAUGUCACUUACCAUAUAAUGCGCGAUCGUAACGAUCUAAGGAUAUCAGAGAAAGUACCCAUCGGCAAUCCUUUAGAUAAUUGCAUGGUCUAUUUAGUUAACCAAGAUAUGCGUUUGGUGCCUCAAGGAGAAAUCGGCGAAUUGUUAGUAGCUGGUAGAAAUUUGGCAGCUGGCUAUUUGCGAGAUCGAGAAUCUCAUCGAUUUAUGGAUAAUCCAUAUGCGAUCGAUCCAGAAUACUCGAGAGUUUUCCGGACCGGUGAUUACGCAAAAAUCGUUAAAGGGACGAUGGUUUACGAAGGGCGCGUCGAUUCUCAAGUCAAAGUUCGGGGUCAUAGGGUCGAUCUUUCCGAAGUUGAAAAAAUCGUUUCGAGAAUGCCGGAAGUCGAUAAGGCCGUAGUACUUUGUUACAAGCCUGGUGAUUUGUCGCAGGCAUUGCUAGCGUUUAUAACGGUAAAGGAAGAAACUAAGAUCGGUAGUAGGGAGAUCGAAGUUGCCUUACAAAAGAGAAUGCCACUUUAUAUGCAACCUCAGGUUAUAAUCGUUAAUCACAUACCGCUUUUAACGAACGGUAAAACCGAUCGUCAGAUGCUGUUCAAGCAAUAUGAAUCAUCGAAGCUCGUUAAUGAGAACGACGAAAUUGCUAAUUGCGAUUAUACUGGUGUAUCAGAAGAGGAUCUUGCGAAAGCCAAAGUAUUGUUUCCCACGAUUGCAACCGUAAUUGGUGCGAGCAAUCGAGGAACGGUAAAUUUGGAUGGCAACUUUUACGAACUCGGUGGAAAUUCUUUGAAUUCUAUCUAUACCGUUACGAAAUUGAGGGAUCAAGGUUAUUCCAUUGGCAUAACGGAAUUUAUCACGGCUAAAACAUUGGCCGAUGUUUUAAAACUGUUGAAGACUAACAUCAAGGACGAUACUUUAAAAGAGAACAUUGACGAGGAGCGACGACAUUUCGAGAUGUUGAACAAUUCACACAAAGAGGAUGCGAUCAAAAUAAUCACAGAAAGUUUCUAUUCGAAAGCCGAUUUAGAGCAAUGGUUGAUAGAUGACAUAAGCAGAGAGGAUUAUAGAAAAUUGAUGGAAAAGUUAUGGGUGCCAUUGGUCGAAAAAGAUUUAAGUUUCGUCGUAAAAUCGUCUCAAGACGAUCGAGUGAUCGGCGUUAGCUUGAAUUUUGAUCUAUGGGACGAGCCAGAAGUCGAACUUGAGUCAAAAUUGACGAUAGUUUUUGAUUUUCUCGAAUAUUUAGAAAAACCAAUUAGGGAAAAAAAAUUACCGAAAGGCAAGGGGCAGAUAAUACAUAAUUUUAUGAUGGCAACGCAUUCCGAUUUAGCACCAGCGGAAAAUGUUAUAAUUAUGGGAGAAAUGGAAGAAUAUUGUUUGAGAGUUGCCAGGAAGAGGGAAUACGCUGGGAUCUUCACGACGAAUACGAGCCCUUUGACGCAGCAACUUGCUAUAGACGUAUAUGCGUAUGAAACGAUGUUGACCUACCGAGUGAACGAAUAUAUAGCACCGGAUGAUUCAAAGCCAUUCGGUAGGGCACCAGACUCUCAAGUGGCAAUUUGUUCAUUGAAAAUGAUCGACUAGAAAGAUUGUUGCAAUUUAUUGCGUGUAAAUAGCUUAGGACUGCCCUGGUACGUGUACGAGCGACAUCUUGCAGAGAUUUUCACUACUUUUUUGUGAAAUCUUCGCGGUAAUACAUCCUAUAUUUUUUGGUUAAUAUUUUAAAUAAAUAAAUAAAUAAAUAAAUAAAUAUACGUAUAUAUAAAAAGAUCGCGGACAAAAAAUACUUAUGACAAAUACGCAUCGCAUUAACUAUUAAGAUUAUGCAAAAAAGUAGAUAAAGAUGGCUGUAAUUAAUAUCGUUUGGAUUUAAUUUUUUGUCAUAACCAAAAAGCUGUUUUCAUAGUUUCAGAUUGAUUUUCUUUCAUUCCCAAAAAAUUCCUUUUUAUCAAAUACAAGCAAAAUAUCGCUCUUAAUCUGUACACAAAUAUGUAUAUAUCUAUAUGUAUAUCUAGGUAAACGAAUCUAUGUCAUAUCCUUUUUCUUUUUUAGUCAAACUCGCGAACACACAUAUUUGAUAAUUUUUCUAGACGCUAGAUUUAGAGAUUAAAUUAUUGUAUCUUAUUUAAAUAUGUAAUAAAAGAAAAACAAAUCA
Molecule: messenger RNA, 3871 nt
Organism: Vespula vulgaris
Lineage: Eukaryota; Metazoa; Arthropoda; Insecta; Hymenoptera; Vespidae
Gene: e
Product: zwittermicin A synthase ZmaJ
Exons: 13
Coding region: 718-3300 (860 amino acids)
Source: RefSeq, a predicted model, not a curated record